AUGAGAUUGUGGAAUGCCGCUGCUGGGCCAAAUACCAAGGAUGAGGCAUUAGCUCGACAAUCGGCGAGAAGCACUUCACAGUACUACCAGCCUUCACAGCAAGCGCCAACGCCUCUUUUUUACGAUUAUGCGAGAUUGCAGCCUCAGCAACAACAGCGUCCGUUUGCACAAUACCAGCAAACUCAAGACCCAACACAGCGACCUUUAUAUGAUAACGGCUCAGCAUCAUCUGCCCCGCGUCGUCCGUAUGGAGGAACAUUCAAUCAACCGCAGCAACACCACCCAUCACAGCCAAGAAAAUUCUAUCACUAUCCUGGAGUGUAA
Messenger RNA from Peronospora farinosa, 324 nucleotides. The record is from the annotation of a GenBank genome assembly. NCBI's taxonomy places the organism in Eukaryota, Oomycota, Peronosporomycetes, Peronosporales, Peronosporaceae.